Nothobranchius furzeri (turquoise killifish) is the source of this 3910-nucleotide messenger RNA. It is a transcript of the gene robo4, whose product is annotated as roundabout, axon guidance receptor, homolog 4 (Drosophila). Gene Ontology annotation, molecular function: protein binding. NCBI's taxonomy places the organism in Eukaryota, Metazoa, Chordata, Actinopteri, Cyprinodontiformes, Nothobranchiidae. The record is from RefSeq and is a predicted model, not a curated record. Gene Ontology annotation, biological process: cell-cell adhesion.
AAACGAAAGCCCUAACUAGAGGAAUGAGCUCUGGUGUGGUCCAGUUUGGGUUCAACCGUCGUCUUACCUGAUCCUGAAAGAACAACUAACAGAUGUGUUUCUGCAGGAAGUUCAGUUCUGAGCUUCAGUUUCAGAACUUGGGUUUUAUUGUAAAAGAACUCUGAGAUUGUUCAUCAUGAGCUCAUCGUGUUUUGGAGUUACCGGAUUUUGCCUGCUGCUUGGACUUCUAUCCGGAGGUUCCAGAGUUUGGGCAGAGGAAAUACCGCCUCGCAUAGUCCACCAACCAUCUGAUGUGGUGGUGAAAGUCGGCCAAACUGCCACCCUAUUCUGUCGGGCAGAAGGCAGCCCGAAGCCAACUGUUGAAUGGUUACGUAACGGACAGCCUCUGGAGACAGCAAAGGCAGAAGGCCAGCUUCAGCCCAUGGUUCUGUCAGAGGGGAGUCUCUUCUUUUGGAAUGCAGGAGGCGGCCGGCAUGGUCCGUCACAUGAGGGUGUCUACACUUGUGUUGCCAGGAACUCUGUUGGUGUGGUCAUCAGCCAGAAUGCAUCGAUUCAUUUAGCAGUGCUGCGGGAUGAGUUUGAUGUGCAACCCAGUGAUGUGGUGGUGGCUGAGGGGGAGGUUGCAGUUUUCAACUGUGUUCCCCCAAAGGGACACCCAGAACCUGAUGUUAUCUGGAAGAAGGAUGGUGUGCCCAUCAACAACACUGAUCAUCACUUCACAGAGCUGAGUGGGAAGCUCGUUAUCGCACCUACAGAGAAGAACCAGUCUGGUUCGUACAUCUGUGUGGCCAGGAACGUUGUGGGGGUGAGAGAGAGCAGAGCAGCUCGGCUCUCAGUGUUGGCCAAGCCAGUGUUGGUGCUAAAGCCAGAAAAUGUGUCAGUGAGGAAAGGAGAUUCUGCUCACUUCCACUGCAAAGCUACAGGUGACCCUCCACCAGUUGUCUUCUGGAGCAGAGAGAGGGGAACGCUUCCCUAUGGCAGGUAUGUGGUAAACUCAGACCAGAGUCUGCAGCUCCAUUAUGUGAUGGUCGAGGAUACUGGAAGGUACAUUUGCAAUGCUGUCAGUGAGGCUGGCGUUGCCAUGGCCAGUGCACAGCUUCAAGUAGAAGAGGCUGGCGUCAAUAAACAUAAAGACUUCCACAAAGAGCUGUCAGCACUGCGAGUGUCUCUAGAGAAUGUGUCUAUCGUGGCUGUUGGAUCCAACAUGUCUCUGGUACAGUGGAAGCUUCAGACGCUCCAAACCCAACCACAUCACCUCGAUGGCUUUGAGGUUUUGUAUCGCUCUUUGCUGCCUAUCAACUCAGACUGGGCCGCAAAGAAAGUGGCACUUCCCAGCUUCCAGGCAGAGAUCGGUCCACUGAAAAGGGGUUACAAGUACGCGUUCAAAGUUCGACCGUAUGGCAGCAGCUUGUAUGGAAGGGAGAGCAACACUCUGCAACAACUAGUUCCUGAGAAAGUUCCAAGUGCCCCUCCACUGGCUGUCUCCAUCAGAGUGAACCACGAGAAGAAUGACAGCAUGCAUUUGAGCUGGGAGCCUCCUCCUCAUGAUGCCCAUAAUGGGAUCCUACAGGGUUACCAGGUGUGGUGUGUGGAUUCUGAUGACCAGCAAAACAAUAACUGGACAAUUGGCAGUAAUCAACACAACCUGGAAAUCUCUAAUCUGAAACCAAUGACCCAAUACUGGAUCACCAUUGCUGCUGUGAAUGGAGCUGGCGUGGGUGUUGCGAGCGACCCUCGUGGAUUCAUCAUCAACCCACAGCUAAGGAUCCUCCCAGAUGCUGACAGCCACGCUCAAAAUCUGUCUUCUGCAUUGGACCAGCUUCAGAACCCAGCAGUCAUUGGCAGCUUUGGCGCCAUGUUGUGGUGUGUUCUGGUGGUUGCAGCUAUUUUCCUGUUAAAACGCUGUAGCAAUAUUGGUUCUCUAGUACCUAAACCCAACAGAGCUAAAGGUCUGAGCAGACUGAAAGGUGAGGACUUCAUCAUAAAACACAGGAUGGCUACUCCAGAGUCUCCAUGGAUUUCUGACAGCUGGAAUGUUUCUUUCAACAAGAGGCAACAGGACUUGUGGGCACAGAGUCAAAAUCCUCAUGUCAGCAGCACUAGCCUUCCCUUCUCAUCUCAGAAGGACAGCAGUGUCCAUGGUUUUUCCAUCCCAGUUGGGCCUGACAGCUGUAGUGUCUAUGGAACUUUUUAUGUGGACCCGAUGAGCAGUGGGAUGAAGACCUUCAGCCGUCCUGGACACUGCUCUGUAAUACCUCAUGGUUUGCCUCAUCAAGAAGGAACUGAGACCAUUCGGAUCUUCACCCCACCUGUUUCAAAGUCCCCGACCUGCAGAAGCUGUGAGGCUCUACCCUGGAAACAAGCCAUACGUCCUCAGCCAAAGAUGGGAAUACUUAGAGAGUCCUUGGGGAAGAGGGACUGUGGCAAGCGAGAGUUACAUGCAGUGAGCAGUGUUCCUGUUCCAUUCUCCUUGGCCAAAACCAAUUCCCCAGCUGCUUUCAAGCAAAGAUUCAGUCACAUGCCAGCAGGAUGCCAUGGCGGAUGUCCAGAUUGUGGUGAUGCUGCUGUUAGUUCUCGCUCGCUGCAUUACUCUGCAUCAUUGCACUUAGUGGACAACUCACCUCCACCAACAAAUCCUACAGAAGACUCUACAGACAGAAACAUGUUCUCCUCAGAUGGAAGCCAAUCCACCAAGCUAACAGAAGACACAAGCUCAUUCCAUUCAGUACCUCCAUCAUCAGGACACUAUGGGCAGCUUGGAUCUUACAGCCUAUCCCCAGCAUCAUGCUUCAUGCUGCUGGACAAUGAGCAGGAUGACACUGACCACACUCUGACCUCCCAGGAGGCCACACAUUACCUGGAGCUCAGUUCCACACCUGAUAGGAGCAGCCUCUGUGAUCCGAUCCGGUCAGCUGAACUGGAGGAUGACAGCGCUGAGCCUCGAACAGUCAUGCUUCGUCAUCCCUGCCUUCAGAGCUCACCCACAUCUUGUUGCAGUGACUGGGAGGGCUCUCUGUGGAACACCUGGAGCUCGGUCAUGGACAACAGGCUGGACAGUACCCGCACCAGCCUCAUCAGCUCUGUGGACAGCUGCUACACCAGUGACAGCGCCACAUUUGCUCGUCUGCUGGCUGUGGCGGCUCACACCAUUACUGGAGUUUCUCUAAACGACUUGUCUCUACCUGCUUCGCCUUUGAGCACCUUGGACCCAUCAUUUUGUGCAGGCCAUGGUGCAUUUGGGGACCUGGAGCCCAUUCCUGCAUGGGACUGGAGCAGACUCUGGAUGGAAGAAAUGGAUGCCCAGUACAAAGUCAGCUAUCCUGCCAGAAACACCCAAUCCUUGGACACUUAAAGGUUCUGCUGGGACUGGGGCCGAACUGCACAGAUUACCUUUCAGACAGAUGUGUCAAGGUCCAGGCCCAAGAUGAACCACAUUAAGCUCUGUAUAUCUGGAACACAAGAACUCAUUAUUUGGAUUUUAACCAGCCAGCAAGUGCCCAGCACAGAAAACAGAAAAGCUAAAUUCCCAGAAUGCACUGAAAUAGUCACACCUCUCCAACCUUACCCGCUCAGUUAACCAGUGGAGUUGUCCAGAAAGGGAGACAUCGGCUUUUUGUGCUUUCGGGCAUUCUGAUGAAUGAUUUGUUCUCUAAAACCUGAACAUAACUUUCCACAGAGGAGAAGCAGAUAAUUUCCCUUCAGAUAAACCUACAGGUCCUUCUGACUGUCACGCCUGUCCUGUCUCCCUACUCUGUUCAAUCCUGUGUCUCCUGAUUACUCCCACCUGCCUCUCGUUUUCCAAUCACCCAAGCUCCAAGCCCUCAUGUAUUUAAACCCUCUCAGUUCUGUGUGUCUUGUCGGUUCUUUGUUUUGUUGUCCUGCGUGUUUUAUUAAAACCCUUUUGAAUGUC